CAAAUAUGGCUGCACAGUCAAACUGCACUUUCAUCAGUUACGCGCAUUAUCCGACGCUGUCACGUCAUGAUCAUAUGCGAGAAGAGGAGAGAAGUAGGCAACGGCAAAGAGUUUUAAGUCUUUCCAAUAUUUUGCGAAGUUAUGGAGUUGAUACUGUACUUGACCAAUAUCACGAGGAUGAUCCCCCUGAUUCAUGGCCCAUGUGGAUGGAGGAAAACAUAAGACACUGCAAAUGGGUUUUGAUGGUUUGUACAGAGUCUUACUACCAUCAUAUCACCGGAAAAUCGGCGGAAAGUAAUGCGGAAGAUGGGAGGGGAUCGAGGUUUGAAGGCAAGACAAUCUAUGGUUUGUUGACUGACGAAUCACAAGCCAGAAAGUUUAUUCCUGUGUUUCUUGAUAAGAAGGAUUUGAAUUGGUUGCCUGCUAGUUUGAAGGGAGGUCACUAUUAUGACUUAAAACUUCCUGAUAUCGUGCCCAAAAAGACUAUGCUUGAGAAUGAAGAAUUUCGGAAGCUUUAUGCCAGACUGACCGGGCAGAAUCGGACACCCAAACCUCCUGUAGGUGGAAUUGUACAUCUUCCUAGUAAGAAAUCAGCGCACUCUGUUGCUGCAUCUGAUAAGUCUAGUCAGUGCUUAACGGUUGGUCACAGACAGUUGGAUCAUCCAUCAGACGAGAAGGUUCUUCUAUCAGUUGGAGUCAAUAAGCUGUCAAAGUUGUUUAAUCCAGAUUUGACUGGCAAACCGAAGCAGACAGAUUUAGUCAAGCUUUCUAAACAACUUGGUUAUCACUGGAAGGAGUUGGCUUUUGCUCUUGGUUUCAGUCAAGCUAAUGUUGAUGAUUUUGAGUAUGCAAGUCGUUCAUUAAGCGAGCAGGCAUUUCAAAUGUUACUGUCAUGGACAAGGAAAUACGGCAGUAGAGCUACAUGGGAAGAACUAGGAACAGUUCUAACAGACAUUGGACAACAAGAAAUAAGUUAUAGUUUGGAUGUGUGACUCUGUGUGCUGUAGAAAUGUUUUGUAGUUGCUCUGUUUCAUUACUUUUUGUAUGCGUCUCUUUUAGAAUUUUAGACAUUAUUGGGUGAUGAAUAGGAGAGAAUUUGUUAGUGACCUGGGUUGUUAUUGCUAAAUCCUAGGGUUUUUAAUUGAUUGAUUGUGAAUUGCAUGUACGCGUACAACACUGAGUGCUGAAAUUUAAAUCAGUAUACAGUGUUUGAUAACUGACUUUGUACACUAGUCCUUUUAUAAAACAUCUGCAUUUUGUUAGACUUGUUGAUAAAUUUGUGAUUUUGAUGUUUUCCUGUCUAUCUUCUCUAUGUAAGCUAAAUUUAGGAAGAAAUAUAUCUUCA
Molecule: messenger RNA, 1345 nt
Organism: Corticium candelabrum
Lineage: Eukaryota; Metazoa; Porifera; Homoscleromorpha; Homosclerophorida; Plakinidae
Exons: 2
Coding region: 6-992 (328 amino acids)
Biological process (GO): positive regulation of canonical NF-kappaB signal transduction; humoral immune response; signal transduction
Molecular function (GO): protein binding
Source: RefSeq, a predicted model, not a curated record